Molecule: messenger RNA, 1736 nt
Organism: Malania oleifera
Lineage: Eukaryota; Viridiplantae; Streptophyta; Magnoliopsida; Santalales; Ximeniaceae
Product: oligouridylate-binding protein 1B
Exons: 12
Coding region: 193-1464 (423 amino acids)
Molecular function (GO): mRNA binding
Source: RefSeq, a predicted model, not a curated record
CGGGAGUCGAUACAACACCGCACUAUAAGUAGGCUCACAGGAGCUGCGUAUUUUUUUCUUUUAGAGGCGUCCCUCCACGCUUUUGUCCUUUACUCCAGGAGGGCCUUUUCUUCGUCCACCCCGUUCUCCAAUCCCUAACCCUAGAUUCAAUCCGACCGCUCCCUCCCUUCGACGAUCUCGAAGGACCAGAAAAUGCAGCACCAGAGGCUGAAGCAGCAGCAGCAACAGGCCUUGAUGCAGCAAGCUCUCCUUCAGCAACAGUCGCUCUACCAUCCCGGCCUCCUCGCUCCUCCUCAGAUUGAGCCAAUUCCAAGUGGAAAUCUGCCUCCUGGUUUUGAUCCAAGUACAUGCCGCAGUGUGUAUGUCGGAAACAUUCAUACACAGGUUACUGAACCACUUCUUCAAGAGGUGUUCGCGAGUACUGGUCCUGUUGAAGGUUGUAAACUUAUAAGAAAGGAGAAGUCAUCUUAUGGAUUCAUCCACUAUUUUGACCGUAGAUCAGCUGCACUUGCUAUAUUAUCUCUCAAUGGAAGGCAUCUGUUUGGGCAACCUAUCAAAGUUAACUGGGCGUAUGCCAGUGGUCAGAGAGAGGACACAUCAAGUCACUACAACAUUUUUGUUGGCGAUCUGAGCCCUGAGGUUACUGAUGCCACAUUGUUUGCCUGCUUUUCUGUUUAUCCCAGUUGUUCUGAUGCAAGGGUUAUGUGGGAUCAGAAGACAGGACGCUCAAGAGGGUUUGGUUUUGUCUCUUUCCGGAAUCAACAGGAUGCCCAAAGUGCAAUAAAUGACUUAACUGGAAAGUGGCUUGGUAGUAGGCAAAUUCGUUGUAACUGGGCAACUAAGGGUGCUGGCUCCAGCGAUGACAAGCAAAAUUCUGAUGCCAAAAGUGUGGUGGAACUGACAAAUGGCUCAUCUGAAGAUGGUAAAGAGGCGACGAACAAUGAAGCUCCUGAGAACAACCCUCAAUAUACAACUGUUUAUGUUGGCAAUCUUGCUCCAGAGGUCACCCAGCUUGAUCUCCAUCGCCAUUUCCAUGCUCUUGGUGCAGGAAUAAUUGAGGAAGUCAGGGUUCAGCGAGAUAAAGGCUUUGGUUUUGUGAGAUACAGUACUCAUGCCGAGGCAGCUCUGGCUAUUCAGAUGGGGAACUCCCAGUCAAUUCUAUGCGGCAAGCAAAUUAAGUGUUCAUGGGGUAGCAAGCCAACACCACCAGGGACGAGUUCAAACCCCCUCCCUCCACCGGCAGCUGCGCCUUUGCCAGGGCUUUCAGCAACCGACCUUUUGGCGUACGAGCGGCAGCUGGCUAUGAGUAAGAUGGGUGGUGUCCACGCCCUCAUGCAUCCACAGAGUCAGCACCCUCUAAAGCAGGCUGCAUUGGGGAUGGGUGCUGCUGGAGCGAGCCAGGCCAUAUACGAUGGGGGGUUCCAGAAUGUUGCUGCCGCGCAGCAGCUCAUGUACUAUCAGUAAAAUCUAGAGAAGAAACAACCAUGAUGUGGUAAAACCUUUGCUUUUCCUGCAUUGGUGGGGUUUUAUUCGAGUUUUCUUAAGUUUGUAGAAGAGAAGGGCUUUCUAAUGUUUUUCCUUUUGUUUUGUCUUGUGCGUGGGGUGAUGAGGUUGCGAAACCCCCCGGUUUAUAUAUGCAUGCCAUUUGUAUGGAUACGAAUGAUGUACGGUUCUGUUUUCUUUUCUGUAGCAUGAGUGCUAUUAUUAGUAGAGGAAGCUGGCUGCUUAGUUGCAAA